AAAGGUAUUGCUGUCAGGAGAAAUGUUAUGUUUUUACCUCAAAUUAAUCACAUUAAUUAUUUUCAUACAGAAAGUUGGGCUGCAAUUCAAAGCCACUUUAGAAAAUGUCACAAAUGUGCGACCUGAGGACGACUUCCGGUGGUUUUUAAAGCUGAAGUGUGGAAAUUGUCGGGUCCAAGACAAGUGGCAGUAUGUGAACCUCAUGGAAAGUGUACCACUCAAAGGAGGACGAGGAAGUGCAAGUAUGGUUCAGAAGUGCAAGAUGUGUUCGCGAGAUAACUCAAUUGAUAUCCUGAAAGACAAUACACCAUAUAAUGCAGAGGACAGUGAACGAUUUAAAACCAUGGUGCAGUUUGAAUGUCGAGGAAUGGAGCCAGUGGACUUCCAGCCACAGGCUGGCUUUGCUGCAGAGGGAGAAGAGUCGGGGACGCCAUUUCCUGAGGUCAACCUCCUGGAGAAAGAUUGGACAGACUAUGAUGAGAAGGUCAAAGAAUCAGUUGGCAUCUAUGAAGUCACUCACCAGUUUGUGAAGUGUUGAUUGCAGAGACCACAUUUGAUGUUGGGGUCUUUGAGUCAAUGCUGUUUUGACAUGGAGCAGGGAGCAACAGCAAGAAGAGGGACAAUCUGCAAGAAUCAUGAGUUGUGCUGAUGCAAUGUGUUUGAAUCUACAAUAAAGUUGGAGAAAAUA
Molecule: messenger RNA, 688 nt
Organism: Clupea harengus (Atlantic herring)
Lineage: Eukaryota; Metazoa; Chordata; Actinopteri; Clupeiformes; Clupeidae
Gene: czib
Product: CXXC motif containing zinc binding protein
Molecular function (GO): zinc ion binding
Source: RefSeq, a predicted model, not a curated record